UUAGAAAAUCAAUUUUGACACUUACUUUUGUGUACACAUACAAACAGAAAUUCAAUUCAAUAGCUCAAAAUUUAAUUCUCCAUCAAAAUUCUGCGUAUAUCAUGGCCGCCGAGGAGAGUAUCGACUAUCAGUUAACAGAAAACUUUAUAUUUUUUCAAGAUAUUUUAAAACAACCCGAAGAUGUUUUCGAUUGCCGUUCGCGGGAAUACAAAUUGGCACGCGCUUGGCUAGAUAAGCUCUCCAUGAGCGGUUUCGAAACAAUUGAAGAUCUGCGAUUGCGUAAUGUGUACAUGAGCCAUCUUGUCGCCUGCCUGAACUACGGCAAACUCACAGGACCAUUCGUUUCGAUGCCCAAACCGGGUCCCACUCUAGACCCAAGUGAUUUCCAGAGUACCGAGAAGCCUCGUUUAACUUGCCCACGUCCACCGCCCAGUGCGCCAGCGUCACAUAAAGCUUGUCUUACUACUCAAAGUACGAGCACACCGUGUGAAUGUGCAUUUGUGUGUUGUGACAAGCAGGAGGAUAAGCGUGAUUGUGACUCAGGCAAAUCACCGUUCGAUCGUAUUUGCGGCUACAUGACACAAUAUAUGAAUGUGCCCGCCUGCAUGGAUGGCAGUUUGAGUGGUAAAUUCUUUACGAAGGAUGCGGACACAAGUUGUGCCAUCACCUCUGCCGGAACAUCGUCUGCGUUGUACCAGGAAAGUGAUAAAUACGAAGCAGACGCUUGCUGCUCGGCCCAUCAAGAUAAUGUGCUCGGCGAUCCGCAAUUAGUAUAUGAACGCAUAACGGUUUUACUGGACGCGAUUGCAUCUGAGUUGCGUGGCGAUCAGACACCGGGCAAUAAUGACUACCUCGAAUAUGAGUUGGCGCGCUACAAGAAGUUCAUUAUGGGCUAUUCGAAAGUGGCCGCUGAGAUCUCGAAACUUCAAGCUCGAAAGUCACUGCGUUCCUAUUUACUGUUGAAUUUACAAAAUGAUUUGGUGAAGUUGUUGAAUGAAGGCUCACCGCCUGAAGUGAAUGCCAAGCGAGUGUUCACCUACGAUCGAUAAGGGGGCUUCAUCUGAGGCUCAUUCAUUAUGCUGACUAUGUUUUUGGGUUUGCUUUGUUUUAUUUACGGUUUGACACAGUUUUAAGUUUGUGAAGAAUAAAACAAAAUGUGCGUUUAAUAAAUGAAAUGGAAUUGAA
Ceratitis capitata (Mediterranean fruit fly) is the source of this 1185-nucleotide messenger RNA. RefSeq lists its product as uncharacterized. The transcript has a single exon. The record is from RefSeq and is a predicted model, not a curated record. The coding region runs from base 102 to 1049 and encodes 315 amino acids. NCBI's taxonomy places the organism in Eukaryota, Metazoa, Arthropoda, Insecta, Diptera, Tephritidae.